Messenger RNA from Macrosteles quadrilineatus (aster leafhopper), 3499 nucleotides. RefSeq lists its product as uncharacterized. Bases 95 to 3097 code for a protein of 1000 amino acids. The transcript is spliced from 3 exons. The record is from RefSeq and is a predicted model, not a curated record. Gene Ontology annotation, molecular function: protein binding. NCBI's taxonomy places the organism in Eukaryota, Metazoa, Arthropoda, Insecta, Hemiptera, Cicadellidae.
GAAUUUGGAUGAAAAUGUUUCUCAAUGUAACGUUGGCCAUUGUAAUGGUGACGUGAAACUUCUUAGGAACAGUGCGAUCCUCAAAGAACCCAAUAUGAUCUGUCCUGAAAGUCCUUGGGAAAAGCAGUCAUGUGUCACUCCAUCCACGAUAAAAGUCCUAAAAAGGCCUACUCACUGCAAUAGAUUUCAGUGUAAGCAAAACUUGAAAGCCUUGGCCAGUAAAGAAACAGUAGAAAGACUGGAAAAGAAAAGAGACGUAGACCAUCAUUUUGAGUUCGAUGUUGGGGGUGAAAAUAUAGUCUCCUUCAUAUGUAGCCCUCCGAAUUCACAAAGGGGAAAGCAGUCAAGUGAACCAGGUAGUACUACUGAUUCGGCUGACGAAGACUCUUCUCUUUCUUCUUCCAAAUACUCCGCGCCAAGUUUUAAGAGCGAUUCUUCAAAAGAUAGUCAUUACAAUGAUACAUUCCGAAAUGGUACACUGCAAGAUCAUGGCAAAACGAAAAUCAGUCAAUCCAAUCUGUCGCAUCUGCCUACAACAUCAAGUGUUGUUUCAUUACGAGAGAGCAAAUCCAUGUUCAACUGUUCCUCUUUGAAUUUGAAGUUAAACGAAAAACACUCCGAGAGAUGUAUUAACAUCUUCGGGUCCUUCAAUUCCUCGCGUACGUUCAACAGUGAUGAUGGUGUUAGUUUGAAAUCCCAUAAAAACCAUGAAACUAUAAUGUUUCGAGAAACAGCUUUAAGGGGAUGCUAUGACAUUGAGAAUAUUCUCAAAGAGUCCAAGUCUGCAUUACCUCAUGUUGAGAUGGAAGUGGACAAAACGACGAAAGCGAUUUUUGCAGCGGUGAGGCUACAAAAGGAAAACGAAAGUAUUGUUUCGGACACUGCCUUAUCCGUCAUAGAUAUUUGUAAUUCAUGGAUCAAGCUUAGUGCUCAUUUCGAACGACAAGAGUUCAAACAUUUAUUGGAAACCCGUAAUAUUGAUCACUCUAUACUAGAGGAAUUCGCACAAUGGCAAAGCACCUCUAGACUGUUCGUUGACCGGCUGAUACGUGUGCUGAAGGAGUUGUCAGCCAGAAAUGUUCCAAAUUCAAAUGGAUGCUACGAAUCAAUGAUCCCCUCAAGACCUGCAAUAGCUGCUGUAGGCUCUCAUUUGCAACAAAGAAAAGAUCCUUUGUCCAAAGCUGGCCAAUUUCAAACUCCGAUUCCCAAUACAACAGUUGCAGACGCAAACGUUCAAGAAAGACGUUGGAAACAACGCCGAUUCCUCUCGGAAAGAAUGGAUUCAGAAAGAAUGGCAAUGGAGAAUAAAAAAUCUUCCAAACUCAAUUUUACUCCAGGUGGACUAAAACAGAAAUUUUCAUCGACGAAUGAUCAUAAAAACUACCCAAUCUUGGGACGGGGUGAAGGUGAUGUUAAUGUUAAUUUCGAUCUGUCUAAAGUAAGUAUGGGAUCAUCAAACAACUGUCAAUUGACUCAACAUGGAGUAAGCUUGUUUCCAUCUGCACCACAACGUCAAAACUGUUACAAUUCAGGCUUCUUUGAAGGCAAUCUUAGUACACCCAAUGGAAAUCUUUUCAACAUUGGAUGUGAAACAAGCUCUGUGCCUCCUGCAAACGAAAUGUGUGCUUCCUUUGGGAACCCAUUUGCCCUCUCCAUGAGCAACUGUUUUCCAGUGAAUAUCCAGCAGACGAUGCCUGUAACCUCUCCUCUAAUCAAUAACCAGUUUUCCCACGUCAACUCCAAUCCUUACCAAAAUGCUGUCAGCAGCUGUUUGGAGAAGCCAAAGCCAAACCCGAUACUCUGUACUGACCUUGAUUUUGAUGGAAACCUAGCUAAAAACAGUUAUAUGAAACCUGGCCAAUAUGCUCCACCACAGAAACCACCUUGUAUUCAGAAAACGGUGAGUAAUUCUGUUCCUAUCUCAGAUAUUCCAAUUGUCGGAAUCCCUUUCCUUUACACUACUCAACAGUCCGACUCUCAACAGCCGAGUAUCGAGUUACAAACUGGAUAUUCGAAAUUAAAAGUAUCAAAAUGUAUCGAAGAUACUGAUAACACCCUUGUAUCAGACAAUUCUAUGGUAGGGUGUUUAAAAGAAUCGUAUUUAGGUAAUAACGUGGAUGACGUUUCAAACUUGAAGUCUUCUGAAGUGUCUACAACGUCACACUUUCUGCUUGACGACAACAACUGGAACGGUUUAAUUGGAGACGACAUGAAAGUAAAUAACGAUUUCGAUAUCUCAAGUCCUUCGAGCAGUGGUAGUUCUGAAACCGAUCCAUCAAUAAUUGUCGAGCUGAAAAAUAAAUCGACAGAUUGGCUAGUUGAUUCGUUAAAGAAAAUUUCUCUAGAGGGUGAACAGUCGUUGAAGAGUUCUGCUGUGGAAGAUAAAGUACAAGACCAAGUUGAACGGACUAACCCAAGUGACGGUUGUAACGGACAAGAUAAACAAAGUCUUCAACCUCAAUUUGCGUUGACCCAUUCUACACGAGAUGUUACUGAACAAAACAAAGACGGUAUGGUACAAAAUAACCCUGAGAAACCCAUCCAACUAUUAAAAACUAACACUGAACACUAUCAAAAGAAACCAAAGAAGAUCAAAAAUGGACGAGAGUCUUAUAACUUGGCGGAUCGAAGAAGUCAUUCAAGUCACGGUAGACCAGAGACUAUGGUGUUUGCAACUUCUAUGAGCGACAAAGUCACGUGCCAACUUGAAGAAAUUCUGAACUGCAUUUGGAAUACGCCAGCUGCUACUUUGAUCGAAGAUGGAAUCAGAAAUGAAAAGGAGGGGGCAAGGCUGGAGCUGAGGGUGAGAAGUCCCCUGUAUUUUCAAGCGAUGAGAUGCAAGUUAAGCAACAGAAGCUAUGACACUUUGGAUCAGGCGCUCUCGGAUUUUCACCAAUACUUCAUUGACAUUAGAAGUAGAAACAAGGGAGAUAAAAUGUGCAGCGACGCGGUCGAUGCUUUGGAACAGAUAUUUUUCGAUCAGGUGGAAAAACAUUUUGGCCUCACAUACCAAGCUCUGUCCCAAAAUGGCUGCCACUUUGGUGAAAACACAAUCAACAAGGCUAGAAAACAAAAGAAAACGCCCCGGAGAUUUUGACAUUGAUCAAGAUCUGAUUUUUAGCGUUUUCAUAGACUUUUUAGGAAUUAUUUUCUCGAGUUUUUUGCAGUACCUGAUCAUUUAGUUUUGUUCUUUUUCUGUGAUAUGAAUACUAGUUGAUAUUUAUUGUUAGGUAACCUUAUAAAUUGCAAUCGUCUUAAGUUUUUUUCUUAUUAGAAGAAAUGACGCUUGAAAUAUAGUUAAAAAUCGUAUAUUAAUUGUCUUCGUGGUGAAGUAUAGUGACUGCCACAGUGUUUUGUUAUUUAUAUUUUUCUUUUACUCGAGCUUCGUUCUCGUGAUCUAAGUUUGGUUUUACCGUUCGAAUUUUUGAUUCUUUUUAGGUGUAUUUCUUUGGAAAUUGUCCAUCGUAAGAUUUGUUGUAUAGCGUAUUUUUGUACUAAC